This is a messenger RNA of Westerdykella ornata, 555 nucleotides long. Its product is annotated as P-loop containing nucleoside triphosphate hydrolase protein. The coding region runs from base 1 to 555 and encodes 184 amino acids. The record is from RefSeq and is a predicted model, not a curated record. Lineage: Eukaryota; Fungi; Ascomycota; Dothideomycetes; Pleosporales; Sporormiaceae. The transcript has a single exon.
AUGGACGUUUUGGAUCAAUUGCGACUCCCGCUGUCCCGCCCUCGCGAAGACCCUCGCCCGGUGGUGGUCAUGACAUGUGGUAUCGCCGGGUCUGGCAAGUCAACACUAGCAAAAGCUAUCGUUGCCCGACACCCAAACUAUACUCGCUUGUCCAUCGACAGCACUGUCUAUGCCAAACAUGGGCUGUAUGGCACCGACUACCCUCAUGAGAAGUAUGACGAGUACACAGAGGAAGCCGACACCGAGAUCAGGAGAACAUUGACCGACUUGCUGGAUUCUGGUGAACGGGAUAUUGUCUUAGAUCGAGCAUUAUACAGCAAGGAAGAUCGCGACUACUUCAAGAAGCUGGUGGAGGAGAAGGGAGGAAGAUGGAUCUUGGUCUUUUUCCGUCCCGCUAGCAAGGAUGUCAUCUGGAACCGGAUCCAGCGAAGGAGAGCAGCGGGCAUCGAUGCCGACUCUGCGCUGGAAAUAACGCCUGAAAUCCUGGAUCAGUACUGGGAAGGAUUCGAGAAUCCCGAAGGCGAGGGCGAGGUUGUUUUCGAUGUCACAGAGUGA